Messenger RNA from Metarhizium acridum CQMa 102, 4812 nucleotides. RefSeq lists its product as uncharacterized. Gene Ontology annotation, molecular function: ATP binding; ABC-type transporter activity; ATP hydrolysis activity. Gene Ontology annotation, cellular component: membrane. Lineage: Eukaryota; Fungi; Ascomycota; Sordariomycetes; Hypocreales; Clavicipitaceae. Gene Ontology annotation, biological process: transmembrane transport. The record is from RefSeq and is a predicted model, not a curated record.
AUGGCCACUGACCCCAUUUUGAGUGAAUGGCAAUUCCGGACGGGCGUGUACACACCCAAACAGUUCAUGAGGGAGAUCGCCACCCUGGUAGAAAGCGUCAUCAUCCAGCUUGGCCCAGACUCGCCUGGGGAAGCAGACACUCGCUCAAUCCUCUUUGACGGGCUCCGAUCCAGCUUAUCGCACGAAGGUCGCGAAGCAACACUGCAUCUGGCAGAUUGGAAAAGCGACGAGCCAUCGCCAAUAACACAGCAUAUCCUCAGAAUUGGAAAGACCCUUGACAACUAUGCUCACGAGUACAGCGGCGUCGUGCCGGGAGAUGCUAGUCUCACAAUCUUCAGCCCUUGUGAAGGACAUAGAUGGGUUCCACCAGCAGGACGGCUGUUACGGAGUCAUCGCAGCUCACCCAACUUGAUGAUGCUCUACAAUGAGUGGCUCCAUCAAAUCACUUGCCUUCGGGAUGGAUUGAUUCCCUUCGAGAACUUCGAGGACGUCCAGCUCAACCCCUACACACAAUCGUCUCCCGCAAUUAUGGUGGAAAAUGCCGCCGUGUAUCCUGUUAUUAUGAAGGCAAGCAAUGAGGUUGAGCGUUUGGCUUUGCUAAGAAAACUUGAGCAGGUUGGGGUGUACUGGUCUAGCUAUGGAGAGCCAGGAUCUGAGACGGAUGGGAAUAAGAACGCGGUGCCUCGAUUCUUGAUUAUUGGAACGGACCAGCAACUUUGUUCGUUUUCUACCUAUUGCAAAAUCCUAGGGACAAUGGAUGGUCGUGUUGCCAGCAGCCCCAGCAGCACGGGCUCGGGUCUCUGGACCAACACACCAGUCGACAUGAAACAAAUACCUCUCACUUUCGAAAAUAUCAAAAUAUCAGCGCCGGAUCUAGGGUUCGUUCAAGUUCACACGCUUGCACGAGCAGUCGUCAACACAUUCGGCUAUGACCAAAUUGCGUGGAUCUCUCGUCAUGUCCUAACGCCGCUGGGUUUGGCACGACCGCCGGGGCAAAAGACAAUAAUUGACGGAUUCACUGGCUUGGUAAAGCCAGGUGAAAUGUUAUUGGUACUCGGACGUCCAGGCAGCGGUUGUUCAACGCUGCUUCGAGCGACCGCCAACAGAUCAACCUUGAGCAUUACAGGCGAUGUUCACUACGCCGGAAUAUCUCAUAUAGACUUUUAUCAGAAACACAGGAGAGAAACGAUAUACCUCCCAGAAGAAGAUAAACAUAUCCCCUCUCUAACAGUGCGACAAACACUAGAAUUCGCACUCCGUAUGGGCGCUCCAAAAAGUCAUCGUGGUGGAAGCAACAUCAGCGACGCGGCUUCAGAACUGGCGGCCGUGUUCGGCUUAGAGCACGCUCUCCAUUCAACGGCAUCUGUGAUUUCAGGCGGAGAGCGUAAAAGGCUUUCCAUUGCUGAAGUAUUGGCUUCAGGAUCGUCUGUGCAGUGCUUCGACAACAGCACGCGUGGGCUCGAUUCAUCAACUGCGUUGGACUUUGUCAAAGCACUUCGAAGAAUGACAGACAUUUCACAGAAGACAACACUCGCGACGCUCUAUCAGGCUGGCGAAGGUAUAUACGAGCAAUUUGACAAGAUUAUUCUACUUGAUACAGGCCACCAAGUGUAUUUUGGACCAAUUCAUGAAGCAAAGUCAUACUUUGAGGACUUGGGUUUUAUAUACGAAAGUGGACAAACGACAUCUGAGUUCCUCACUACCGUUACGGAUCCGACAAGACGAAAGGUGCGGGAGGGCAGCAUUGCUGAAUCACUCAAGACACCCAAGGAGCUUGCUGAAGCCUUUCGAUCAUCUACCGUCUUUUCCCACUUACAAUCUGAGAUUUUCGAAGCCAAAAAGGGUCAAUCUUCAAAGCCAGACUUGGUUCCAACAUCAAAGGUCAACCACUCCUAUCCGAGGCAGAUACUGGAGUGUCUAAGGAGAGAGGUUCAACUUAUCAAUGGAAGGCGUCAGGUCUACUAUCAGAAAUGGAUCAACACCAUUAUUCUUUGCUUAGUUGUUGGCAGCGAGUAUUUCAGUAUUUCGACGAAUGCCUCCGGGGCCCUCACCAGGGAAGGUGCUAUUUUCUACGCCAUCAUCGCCAAUGCAUGGAUGCAGUACCCCGAGUUGUUUGAUGCGCACUCUAAUCGAGCAGUUCUUGAGCGGCAGUCCUCUCUUAGCAUGUACAGGGCCUCCGCUGUUGCGGUUGCACGCAUCAUUAUCGACAUUCCAAUGAUUGCCCUGCAGCAUGCUUGGUUCAUGGUUGCAUACUACUUUCUUGCGCACCACACUGUCGUGUACACGGCCGGAGACUUUUUUUAUUUUUACCUUGUUCUGUGCCUUUCCACCAUCAACUUCGCAAACUCGCCCAGAAUGUUUGCGUAUUAUGUGCCCAACGUUGAAGAUUGUUUCCGUUUCGGCGGAAUUGCCUCGACUACAACUGUCUACUUUGCCGGUUUCCUUAUACCCAUCAACAAGAUGAAACCUGUCUGGUCAUGGCUACAUUAUAUCAGUCCUCCACGAUAUACCUACGAGGCCUUGCUUACGAAUGAGUUUCACCGAGUGAAUAUAACGUGUGACGAUGGGCUUAUCCCACAGACGGCUGGUGCCACCUCGGCCAACCAGAUAUGCGCCAUCCGGGGUGCGAGAGCUGGUCAGCCAUCAGUGCCAGGUCUACAGUAUGUCGAGUCGUUCGGCUUCAGUUACUCGAAUCGGUGGCGAAACGUUGGCAUCUUGAUCGCGUUUGCCGUAGCAUACAUGCUUGUCGGCGUAAUCGGCAGCGAAAUCAUGCAUUUCACGCCGCAAGGUGGAAGCCCUGUCGUCUUUGCUGCACAGCGCAAAGAAAAUGGCACCGACAAGAAGAAAAAUGGCACGACUGAUGUGGAAAAAUCGGCCGCCACUGAUGGUGAACAACCAAAGGUCCAUGCCGGUCCAAGCCUUAUCUGGAAAGACCUUACCGUAGACAUAGGCGAUAAAAGAAUCUUAAACGGGAUUUCUGGUUAUGUUCGACCUGGGGAACUUACUGCUCUCUGCGGAGCUUCCGGCGCAGGCAAAACAACUCUGCUUAGCCAUCUCAGCCAGACGAACGCAGCAGGGAAACCCGGAGGCCAAAUAGAGUUUGGUAAUCGGCCACUGGGAAUAUACUUUAAGAAGAUUGCUGGGUACGCGCAACAAUCGGACCUUCACGACGGCACUGCUACCAUUCGUGAGGCAUUGGAGUUCUCAGCGCUUCUCAGACAGCCUUCUUCGUACAGUUCCGAGGAGAGACUUGCCUAUGUGGAUAAAAUUCUUGGAAUAUUAGACUUGGUAGACUUUCAGGACGCACUCAUUGGGGAUGCCGACUCUGGGCUGGGCGUGGAGCUGACCAAGCGUGUUACGAUUGCCGUCGAGCUUGUUGCCAGGCCAAAAAUACUCUUUGCAGACGAACCUACCUCGGGUCUAGAUUCCCAAGUUGCCGCCGCCAUUGUGGGUUACCUGAAACGCCUUACACGCCUCGGCCAGGCCGUACUUGUCACUGUGCACCAGCCCUCUGCGACGUUGUUUCGAACAUUUGACAAUCUUCUUGCCCUGUCUUCAAAUGGGGACCAAAUCUAUUUUGGCACCGUGGAUGACGUUUUGCCUUAUUUCGAAAAGAAUGGUGCACCGGCACCGGCACCCUGGAACGGCAAUCCUGCUGAAUUCGUCCUCGAGACAAUUGGUGCAGGCAUAGGAGGCAAGGGAGCAACUACGUCUCGAGACUGGGCUUCAAAGUGGAAGGAUUCCCCUGAAGCUCGAGCCGUAUCCGAUGCAAUCCAGAGGAUCAAGAACGGCCCAGACUGGCAAGAGACGACUGAGCUUCAAGAAGCUUUCAACACCCCUUCACUCAUUCAGACUUUGUUACUGACGAAAAGGAUGCUACUCAACCAGUGGAGAAAACCAGCCUACAUCUAUAGCAAGAUUUGGGUUCAUGUCAUUCAGGCGAUUCUGAUUGGAUUCACCUUUUUCCAACUAGGUACCUCACCUGUUGAUUUACAGAGCAGAGCAUUCGGUGCCUUUUCCCUCAUCUUUCUGGUCAACACCAUCGUCAACCCAAUCUUGGCACGUUUUUUUGGACAGCGGCUCCUUUGGCAGGCACGAGAAGGGCCGUCUCGAACUUACAGCUGGAUUGCGCUUUGUAAUGCCAGCUUCCUGGCCGAAAUACCAGCCAUAAUCGUCACUGGUGUUACGUAUUUCCUACUAUGGUACUUCCUUACAGGACUUCCGCUGGGUGAAGCCGCGGGUUACGCAUUCUUACUAGUCAUGAUUUACGAAGUGUUUGAGAUGAGCUUCGGCUUGUUUGUCACUGCCCUGAGUCCCGAUCUUAAAUUCGCCGGGCUAGUUCUUGUGUUCCUUGUCACCAUAUUCAAUUGGUUCAACGGCGUGGUCGUGCCAUACCAUCAGAUUCAAGUAUUCUGGAGAUAUUGGUUGUAUUACAUCAACCCCCUCACAUACCUCUUUGGGGGCAUGAUUAUCGCUGUCAAUGCCGGCGUAAACGUGAAUUGUGACGAGGAUGAUCUCUUCUCGUUCCCGCCUCCAUCCGGUCGGACGUGCGGCGACUAUGCCAGCGCUUGGGCACAACAGGCUCGGGCGAACCUGACGAAUCCGCUCUCUACAGAUAUGUGCCAUGUCUGCCAAUAUAUUUCGGGAGACCAGUACCUCGCCAGGUACAAUUUGCACAACGGCCAGUUGGCGAAUAAUAUGUGGGCAUACCUGGCUGUUUUCCUGCUAUUUACGCUGGUUAACGUUGCCUGCUUUUAUUUGUUUACAUGGGCCACAAAGGUCAAGCGGUGGAAGCUAUUUUACUUUUUUUGA